ACAACCUUUGCUUCGUGUCAUUAACCUCAGAUCUAUCAUCGAUGUUUGGAGGGUGUCUGAGGUUAAAGUGUUGACAGUAUAGAAGGUUGUAGACAGAAGAAUUUAAUACAUAAGCCAAAACUACCCUGAGCAUUGAUGUCUAGUGUAUUCGAUAUUAAUGCUACAAGUGACAGACUUGUACCUGCCAGUACAAUGGAAACAAAAUUUGUUUUCACAUAUCCUUCCUGGACGAUUAAGUUCGAUUACAAGCUUGAAGUGCCAAUUUAUGUCCCAUUUUCGGGAACUGCUGAAGAACUCGGCGAACGAUUAAUGGCAUUCUUCAACUUGCCAAGUAAUGCUGAGGAAGAUCUGACUGCAGCCCUCAAAAUGUUUCUGGAAGAGAAAACACAGAUGUUUUUUGAUAAAAUGGGAGAUAAAGUUGUUACAGUGGCGAAAGAAGGUGACACAGAUGUUGAAGAUGUAAUUAAGACAUGGGAGAAAUCUUUCAAAACAGAGACUGUGGAAUAUUCAGAGCCUGAAGGAGCAACAGAUGAAGAACUGUUUUCUGCUGUCUAUCACAAAUUAGUUCAUUCUCCAGCAUUGGAGCCGAUUUUGCAAGUAGAACAUUCCUAUGCACUUGCUGUUCAUGAACUUACUCUUCAGAGGGAAGAACAAGUUGAAGGUCUAACAACAAUGCAAACAGAAGAAAUGGCUCAGGCUAUAGAAGGAGUUCCUUUUCCAAAUACAGAACAUCAAAUAAAUGAAAUGGCAGCUUCACAUUUUGAAGAGCAGAACCUGUUGCAAGGCAAAUGGAAUAGUGAAAUCGACACGCUUAAGGAAGAUCAAAGGAAAGAAUAUCGGGACUGGCUUAUGAAGAUGUUGGAGGACAAUCAAACAAAUGUGAAUGCUCCAAGCAUUGUAAAUACUCCACGCACAUUCAACAAAGGUGCUCAUGAAGAUAAGCUGCCUAUGCCAAGACUAGAGGAAAGUUUCACCAUACACUUAGGCUCGCAGAUGAAACAGAUGCACAAUAUAAGAAUUUUAUCCGCUGAUGUGCUGGAUUUUUGUCGGGUGAAGCUUCAGAGUUCAGGAAAUCUUGAUCCUCAGCCACAGCGCUUGCAGACUGCUCUAGCCCUUUAUUCCAGUGACUUAUGUGGAUUAGUUGUACUGACAGAUAGCCAUAUUGGAGCAUUCACAGGAUUAACUAAAGAGCUCACUGGGGUCUGCCAGCAGUCAACAGAUUUCCAUUUUCCAUCAGUGGAAGAGCAGCUAGAGAAAAUAAAGGAAGAAGUUAAAGAAGUUGUAUCUUGGCGUAAUGCACAUUGGAGUCAUGAUCACUUAGGGACACUAACAUCUACAGAACAGAUGUCUCGAAGGUUGGGGACAAAGAAUCUACAAACUGGUGAUGUGUACUUGACAAGACAUUCAAAUUUAGCUGAAGUCCAUGUUGUUUUCCAUAUGGUGGUAGAUGAUUCCUUGAGAUCAAGUGACAUUAAUUCAAGACACCCUGUGAUUCUGGGGCUCCGGAAUAUAUUGAAAACAGCAUGUUCUAAUGACAUAACUACACUUACUAUUCCAGUUCUUCUCAUGCAUGAGAUGACAGAGGAAAUGACAGUUGCAUGGUGUACAAAAAGAGCAGAGCUAGUUUUCAAAUGUGUGAAGGGGUUUAUGAUAGAAAUGGCAUCCUGGGGAGGCUCGGAACUGAAAAAUUUACAGUUUCUAGUACCAAAGGGUAUUUCAGAAGAAGUAUUUGGAACUCUGGCAACUAUGUUACCAAGCAUAUUUAGGGUUUCGAAUCCUCUGGUCUUCAAAGUAUCUUCAACACCCCACACACCGAAGAGCUCAUGACAAGUAGCAAAUGGAGAGAACUACACCAAUGACAGAAUAUUUAUACAAAGCAAAACUUGUUUCAGGUGGUGCCAUAAAGUCACUGCUUCACUGUCUGUGCACAUAGCAUUACUGUUCAUUUUGAAUGUGGUGGUAUGUGGAGAAAUGUUGAUAAUGUGGAAAUCAUGUAUUUACUAAAUUCAAAGGAAAAAUAUUUAUGUAAUGGUAUUUCAGAUUUUGUGCCUUGUACAUGUACAUACAGCAUCAUUGAAAGAUACUAAAGGUGAACACCAAAUAUUUGAAUAGUGAUCGUUAAGUAUGUUGUACUCUUAAAAGUGGAUAUUACACCUAAUUAAAAACAAAAAAUAAUAGGAAUCAGAUCUGUUUUACACCUAAAAAGCAUUACUUAGAGAUUCUUUUGUAUUAAUCUCUCUCUCUCUCUCUCUCUCUCUCUCUCUCUCUCUCUCUCUCUCUCUCUCUCUCUCCCUCUCUCUCCCCCCCCCCCCUCUGAUAGUAUUCACUAUCUUCUCUUAAUGAUUUUCGAGUAACAGUCAUACACUUCAUAGCUAUAGGUAUAUGUGCACCAUUUUCAGGUUGUUCCUGUUUUUAAUAAUCACAGUUUUAAGAGUUCAUUGUUUUCAUGUGUAAUUAAUCAUCUGAAAUGAAAUGUUACAGCAUUUAAUUAUGUUACUAAUAUAAGUAAAUAAUUGGAAAUUUAUAUAUGUUUGUUUUUCUGUAGUGGUUGACGAGGAAUUUUGUAUCUUACAGUAGCAAUUAGCAGCUAUUUGCUUACUGGAGGCUUUACAGCAGCUUUUCAAAAACUGAAGUUAAAGAUUCCAUAUAUGAAAAUAAAAAUUGCUUAGUUUGCAAGAGGAAGAAGUUCCUGCAAUAUUAUCUCAAAUAAUAUGUCACUGUUGUGAAAUUUCCUAAUAGUUUAAAGCUAUAUGCUAGACUGGGACUCACUCAUGAGACUUGGCUUUAGUGAGCAUUGCUUUUCCGUAAGGAAGCUUUAAACAAUGUAUGCUCCACUGUAGCUUGGAAAAACUCUUUUUGAAUUGACCACUUGGCUAUGACUAUCAUUCUCCACUUCAGCCUGUACUCCAGAUGGGGUCAUUCAGAAAGGUAUGCCAGACACCUACUUUGAGAAUUUAGGAAGUAGGAAAGGAGUACUGGCAGAUGAGAGCUCUGAGCUCAGCCAUGAGUCAUAACUGUCACAAAAAACAUUGCAUGAGAAUAAGACAGAAGCCUGAGACCUGGUCCAUUAUUACACAUGUUUCUCAUGUGUAUGUUACAGUGGUAGGACUAUUGUCCCUAAGACCAUUAGCGGUGACCAGGAUCCAAUGAAUAGUACAGUUUCUGACAGGCGAAGAAAAUGCUAUCACAUGUCCACAGGAAUGUUUUGUUCAGGAUGUGAUAAGUAGCAAUAUGUCCUCAUAUAGAUAUUUAUAUUCAAUCAUGUGUUUUUCAUUCCUUUAUGAAAAGAGCAAUUUAUGUAUUCUUUUGUAAUUUGUUAGCUUCAUUGUUGAGGAAGCAGUUAUUCUUUACAUAAUUUAUGGCAAUUGCUUUUAUUUUAUAUUGUGAUAUAUAUAUAUUUUUAUUAUUCAUGUAUUUUAUAACAUAGGAAUUACAUUCCAGGCUGAUUCUACUUAAUAAAAAGUACAAACCAGCUGUGUUAG
This is a messenger RNA of Schistocerca nitens (vagrant locust), 3482 nucleotides long. Its product is annotated as protein C12orf4. NCBI's taxonomy places the organism in Eukaryota, Metazoa, Arthropoda, Insecta, Orthoptera, Acrididae. Bases 136 to 1827 code for a protein of 563 amino acids. The record is from RefSeq and is a predicted model, not a curated record. The transcript is spliced from 11 exons. Gene Ontology annotation, cellular component: cytoplasm.